CCAGCCGGUAGGAUCGUCGGUGCGAGUCCUUGCCGAGAGCAGGAGUGCGAGACCGCGCGCGUUAACGCGACCGGGUACACAGCCUGACUGACCCGCGAGGCCGCGCAUCUCGACGGCGUGUCCCGUGCCCCGAGUUCGCCCGGGAGAGGCCACCGAGUCGAGCGCCGUCGGGAGGUUCCCCGAGGGACGACACUUUUCCACCGAGACCGAGAACGACCGACUCGAGCCGCCUAUGGUUUACGAACGACCCAAGAUGCCGUCUUCGGUGCCAGCUACAUAAUAAUGUGGUGCGACGUUGGUCAGAGCUGUGCAAUGAUGGGUCUGCAGGCCACAGCAGGAAAACGCAAGCUAGAGGGAGGCGUGGGCUGCAUGGAGUUCGACAUGGACACGGGCGAGAGCCCGUCAAAGUUGGGCCGAGUGGAGGGCAGCUGGUGGGCGAUGGAGGACAGCUACACGCCGCCGCUGUCGCAGGCGCCCUCUUCGUACUACGACAUGGAGGUGUCGUCGGGACCGUGUCUGCAAGCAGCGCCGGCGUCCGUGACGGUGACGGCGACGGGGACGCCGACGUCCUCGCAGCUGCAGCACGCGCAGCACUACUACCACCAGCGCGUCCCGGGGAUCCCGGGGCUGCAGGGCAGCGCGGGGGGCACGGGGGCCACGGGUAGCGCGCCGAGCGCGACGAGCACGGGAGGUGGCAGCGGCGCCGGGGGCGGCGGCGGCGGAGGGGCCGCCGGGUCCGCGGCGAGUGCGGGAGGCGGCGGAAGCGGUGGUAGCGGCGGUGGUGGCGGCGGCGGUGGUAGCGGCGGCGGUGGUAGCGGCGGCGGUAGUGGCAGUGGCGGCGGCAGCGGCAGCGGGGCCAGCAGUGGCGGCGGCGGAGGUGGCGGCGGGGGCUACACGCAGCUGUCGAGGCCGCAGCCCCAGUGGGGCGCGCCGCACCACUACGAGCCCCCGACGAUACGCCGGGAGGAGAACGGAAAGAGCUACCUGGAGCUGGGCUCGAGCUACCGGGCGAACGAGCGGUGCUGCGAGGGCUCGAGGUCGAGCUGGUGCCGCAGGGGCCGGGCGUGCUACCGACAGAGGCGACUCGCCGUCCUGAACAUCUCGAUGUGCAAGCUGGCCAGGUACCGGCAGUUCCCGGACCCCAGCCUGCACCGGUCCGUCCUGAUCUGCAACACCCUGAGGCACCUGGAGCGCGAGAUGGAGAGGGACCGCAGCCCGCCCCCGAUGGAGCCCGUCCUGGUGCCGGCGCCCAUGAUGCAGAUGCAGGCCCCCGAGCAGGGCCGCCUCACCCCGUUCCCCCUGCCUCCGACCUCCUCGGCCGAGACCGACGUGGACUCGGGCAUCGGCGACAGCGACGACAGCCGGUCCAUCAACUGGGGCAGCGUCCUCUCCCUCUCCAGCCAGUCGCCCCUGGACCCGCUCAACAACAACGAGCUCCUCGACGUCGACAUCGGUCCCGACCUCGACCUCGACUUCAUGCCCGGCUGGAAGCUGACGCCCCUCUCGGCCGACGACAUCCUCCGGAGCACGGGCGCGGGCCAGCAGCCGCACCCGCACCACCCUCAGCACCCCCACGACCAGGCCGCGCCCUCGAGUAGCGCGGCGGCCGGCGGCCACGAGUCGCUCAUGUGCGUCGGAUCAUAGCCCCCGAUCCUCACCUCGUUGAGCCACCUCAUCGAUUUCUAUCCGCUCGGGCCGAGGCCCGCGAACGGCCAGCCCGCGGCGCCCUCCUAAGGCGCGCCCGCCCUCCCCCCUCCGGGGCCGGAGAGGCCCGCGCUUCCGCCGGAUCGUCGCCGAUCGUCGCGGCUCGCGGGAUGAACCCGCGCGUCGGCGAGGCCCCCUCCCCCUCCGCCCCGAGGUAGCCACCAGGUCACCAUCAGGUCGCCUCUCGAGGGCACCUCUGAGGUUCCAACGUCCGAGCCCCCGGGCCGGUGAUCGCUCGACGCAGCCCCGCGGGCCGCUCGCGGCGCGACCCAUCGCUCGCCCAGCAGCCUCCCGUUGGACCUCUCCCCGGACCUCCGCCUGGACCUUCGCCCGGACCCUGGGAGCCGCUCCGAGAAGAGGACCCCCGAGUACCGGCGAUCUCUGCGCACACGCCACGCGUACCCGCGCGUUACCUUACUUAGAUUACCUUACGCACGGAUUCACAGUAUGGUGCUAGGCUACGUCUACCCUGGUGCUUCGAAGAGUCGUCUCCGAGGAUGCAACCACUCGCGGGGGGCGCGUCGACGUCCCAGGACCCUCGGGAACUCGGGGAACCCGGAUUCCGAGGAUCGAGACCGUCGACUUUUGGCGAAACGUUCGCAAAGGAGCUGAAACCUCCUGGAGGACGUGGCUCCGGAUCCGGAAGGAGUGCGUAACGCUAUGACGAAUUCUCUGCGUCCGGCUCUCGACCCUCGGGCGUAGCUUCCCCGAGGAAGUCUCGGCGUUUAGGAAUCCCGGGGAGCGGCCGCGGCUCGGCGAAAACGGCAGGGUCGCUCGGUGCAAAAACCGCAGGCCGGCGCCGUCAAUUAGCGAAAUGUACCUGUAAUACCUGUAAUACCCCUCCCCCCGUGAAUCGGCAUAAUUCGGACGGGGCUCCGCCACAAAGGCCAUCGCCCACGGUACUGAUCUCCUGUAAUAUACAAUUAGCUUGUACGCAAACGCAAUGGGUUUUGGGCGCGCGCGUCCCGGUGCAAAUCCGACGAGCCGCGGCCCCGGAUAGCGAGCGGCGGGCUCCGGUUGGAAAUCCCAGAGAAGGUCUGCCGAACGAAUCGUUUUGAGAUCCGCUAGACGCGUCCUUCCGCGUCCUCACUUUCGUCUCUUUCGUCUCUUUCGCGAGGGGGAGAGAAGGCGGAGAUAAAAGGCGCAUGCGCGAGCGACCGCGGGAACGAGAGAAAAUCGAGACGCCGUGGCGUCCUCUUCGCCUCUCUCUCAUCGGCGCGAAGACGACGAGCAAUAUUAAUUCUUAUUGUCUUAGGCGCGACCAAAAGGCUGCGCGCAUACGCGAGUACGUAGGGCUACGCGUCCCAUGGGGUGCGUACUUACGUGCAAGCUAGGCACGCGAAUCGCGUAUCACGUCGCAUAUGCGCGCAAGUACGAUGUCGCGCCAUUGCCAGGUCGCGCUUCCUUUCCAUAGGCGUGGACGUUCGCGAGAAUGCCGGGAGCCGAUCGGCCGGUUCGGGGCGGAACAAAAUCAACAAAGAAUUAGGGGAUACAAGUAGAACGGUGAAUUUCGUCCAGAAUGCCCCGCCUAUGGCCGAUCGGCGAGCCGAGAGAUACUUAAGAGAUGGCCCUGGAACCGAGACGCGAGUGGCCCUUGAAUGCCUAGCAAUACUCAUUCGUAAGUAGCGUCGCGUGCGCGUUUCGUUCUAUUUCGUCCUUUUCGUUUCUUCUCUUUCGGAGCAAAAACGCAGCCCGCGCGCUACGCGGUGAGAUAAGGCGGCACAAAGACGGUCGAGUGUACAAGUAAUUACGACGAUUACGAGCGUAUGUACUUGCGACUGGGUGCGUGCACUUACCGCGAGGGCCGCUACCGGGAGUACUCGCGAGUACUCGCGCGAGUGCGCGGGGGAUAUUUCGGUGACCACGGAGGACCUUGUACAUAGUGUAUACAUAGCGACUCGAGAGUACGUUUAACGGCGAGACGAUGAAGAUAAAUAGGUAUAUAAUGNU
Orussus abietinus is the source of this 3654-nucleotide messenger RNA. It is a transcript of the gene tara, whose product is annotated as transcription factor Sp8. Gene Ontology annotation, molecular function: transcription regulator activity. The record is from RefSeq and is a predicted model, not a curated record. Gene Ontology annotation, cellular component: nucleus. The transcript is spliced from 2 exons. The coding region runs from base 283 to 1644 and encodes 453 amino acids. NCBI's taxonomy places the organism in Eukaryota, Metazoa, Arthropoda, Insecta, Hymenoptera, Orussidae.